Camellia sinensis is the source of this 1679-nucleotide messenger RNA. RefSeq names its product putative UDP-rhamnose:rhamnosyltransferase 1. The record is from RefSeq and is a predicted model, not a curated record. Lineage: Eukaryota; Viridiplantae; Streptophyta; Magnoliopsida; Ericales; Theaceae. Gene Ontology annotation, molecular function: UDP-glucosyltransferase activity.
AGCAUCCUGUCAGUGCAUCUAUUGCAAAAGCGAGACAUGUCGGACUGGUUUCAUGUACAUAUGCAUCAUCACUCCCCACCCAAUUACUCAUUUUAUUUUGCGAGAAAGUGAGACAAAGCUCGAGAAUAAUGGAGAGAAAAGAAAUUCACGUUGUUCUCCUUCCAUGGCUAGCAUUCGGUCACAUGAUGCCAUUUCACGAGCUCGCCAUAUCCCUAGCCAAAGCCGGCAUCAAAGUCUCCUACAUCUCAACCCCAAACAAUCUCCGCCGCCUCCCCACCCCUCCGCCGCCUCUCGCCGCCCUCAUCACUCCGGUGGCGCUUCCACUUCCGCCGCUCGACUUGCCGGAAAACGCCGAAGCCACCGUCGACAUUCCCAUGGAGAAACUCCUCUCCUUAACCAUGGCCUUCGAUCUCCUCCACCGACCCUUCAAGCAAUUCGUCUCCGAUCACUCGCCGGACUGGAUCAUCUCCGAUUUCAUCCCCCAUUGGACCUCCGACGUAGCUCGAGACUUGGGUGUUCCUCUAUUGACCUUCUCUGCUUUCUCGGCGGCGACCAAUGUGUUCUUCGGCCCGCCGGAGUUUCUCUCCGGCGAGGGUCAGAAAAGAGUCCGAUCAUCCAUCGAGAGCCUGACUUCGCCGCCGGAGUGGGUCACGUUUCCUUCGGCGGUGGCGUACCGGAGAUUCGAAGCCGCCGGAGCUCUUUUCGGGUUUUUUGGGGAUAAUCCGACCGGGAUCUCCGCGGCGGGAAGAGUCGGGAAAACUCUAGAAGGUUCUAGAGCUGUUGCGAUUCGGAGUUGUAGAGAGAUCGAGGGUGAGUAUUUGAGCUUGUUCGAGCAGAUCAUUGGGAAGCCUGUGAUUCCAGUGGGUUUGCUUCCGCCAUUGAAAUCGAAUAAAGCUCAAAAACAAACCAGAGAUGAGAAUUGGACUCAAAUCUUCAAAUGGCUUGAUUAUCAGAAACCCAGAUCGGUUCUUUUUGUUGGGUUUGGGAGUGAGUGUAAACUCAACAAAGAAGAAAUUCACGAGAUCGCUCAUGGGCUUGAGAAAUCGGAGCUUCCAUUUUUGUGGGCUCUGAGAAAACCCACUUGGGCAAUUGAAGAUCUCGAUUCUGUGCCGAUUGAAUUCACUGAUCGGACAUUGGAGAGAGGGAGAGUGAGCUUCGGAUGGGCACCGCAGAGAGAGAUUCUGGAACACCCAUCAAUCGGAGGGUCUCUGUUUCACGCAGGUUGGGGAUCGGUGAUUGAAACACUGCAAUUUGGACACUCGAUGGUGGUUCUUCCAUUGAUAAUCGAUCAGGGUUUGAAUGCGAGGUUGAUGGUUGAAAAGGGUUUGGCGAUUGAAGCGGAGAGAAGUGAAGAUGGGUCGUUUAGCAGAGACGACAUAGCUAAGGCUCUGAAACUAGCUAUGGUGUCCAAGGAAGGAGAUGAAAUGAGAGCUCGGUUGAGAGAAGCUGCGAAGAUGGCUGGACAUCAGAAACUGCAUGAUGGUUAGAUCCAAUUUUGGGUCAGAUCCAAUUUUGGGUCUUGGGCUUGGAAGAGAGAUAAGAAGUGAGGGUUGUUGCCAUUGUUGAGAGAUGAGAGGUCCGGCGGGCAGCCAAGGCGAGGCUGCCGCCCGCCGGUGAAGCGAAAAUACUAGGUUCUCAACCUUGCUCUGAUACCAUGUAAAAAAUAUAUUGAUAGAGAU